AGAGAGAGAGAGAGAGAGAGAGAGAAACAAAAAGAAAAACAAGAGAGACACAGAUAGAGGAUUCCCUGUGGACGUAGACAGACGAGUUGGACCCAGGUGGAAGCCAUCUCCGGUCCCCGCCGUCCUCUUUCUCCCCCCACCCCCGAGGCUGAGGUGUCCCGCUGGGGGAGAGCUGUGGCUGUGAGAGGGGUGCUGGAGGAGCACCCAGGACGGAGCCCUUUUCCCCCCUGAGAUAGCUCUUGAGCAGUGUUUGUCCACCAUCAGUCUGUGUGACGUGUGUGUGUGUGUGUGUGUGAGAGAGUUUUGGAGCGGGAGAUACUCUGUCCGGCCUGAUGGUUCUGAGUGUGUGAAUGCCGCCUCAGGCCAUCAUGGGAUCCUCGACGCUGGGCAAGGCUGCCACUCUCCACCAGCUGCUGGAGGCCUGCAUCCAUGCCUUUGAUGAUAACGGGGAGCUCCAGGGAAACCUGUUCCCUCGGACGGUCCUGCUGAUGCACCGCUGGUAUGUCACCUCCACAGAGCUGGCUGGGAAGCUGCUCAUGCUAUAUCGUGACUGUCAGGGCGACGACUGCCAAAGGACGCGACUCAAGAUCUGUUAUUUAAUGAGGUACUGGAUUGUAGAGUUCCCGGCCGAGUUCAAUCUGGACCUGGGCCUGAUCAGGAUGACCGAGGAGUUCAGGGAUGUGGCAGAGAAGCUAGGCUGUGAGGACCAUUUCAAGCUCAUCGACAUCUCCACCAUCCCAUCGUACGACUGGAUGAGGAAGCUGACCCAGCGGAAAAAGCAGGCCAAGAAGGGCAAGGCCUCUCUGCUGUUCGACCACCUGGAGCCCAUGGAGCUGGCCGAGCACCUGACCUUCUUAGAGUACAAAUCAAUCAGGAGGAUAUCAUUCACAGACUACCAGAGCUACGUGAUCCACGGCUGCCUGGUGGACAACCCCACGCUGGAGCGUUCCAUUGCCCUCUUCAACGGAGUUUCCCAGUGGGUGCAGCUGAUGGUGCUCAGCAAGCUAACGCCCCAGUUACGGGCAGAGGUCAUCACCAAAUACAUCAACGUGGCACAGAAACUGCUCCAUCUGCAGAACUUCAACACUCUGAUGGCUGUGGUGGGGGGCCUAAGCCAUAGCUCCAUCUGUCGCCUGAAGGAGACUCACUCUCACCUCUCUCCAGAGGUCACCAAGAUUUGGAAUGAGAUGACCGAACUCGUCUCCUCAAAUGGGAACUACUGCUCCUACCGCAAAGCCUUCAACGAGAGCGAGGGCUUCAAGAUCCCCAUCCUGGGGGUGCACCUGAAGGACCUGAUCGCCGUGCAUGUGGUCUUCCCCGACUGGGUGGAGACCAGCAAGGUGAACAUUGUGAAGAUGCAGCAGCUGUACAUGACCUUCAGAGAGCUGGUGUCCCUACAGAGCGCGCAGGCCCAGGUGGAGCCUAACAUGGACCUCAUCCACUUACUCACGCUUUCUUUAGAUAUGUACUACACUGAGGAUGAAAUUUAUGAACUCUCACUGGUGAGAGAGCCACGCAAUCCCAAGUCACUGCCCACCUCUCCCACGACCCCCAACAAGCCCCUGGCUCCACUGGACUGGGCAUCUGGGAUGACCACCAAACCUGACCCGUCUGUGGUCAACAAGCACAUCAGGAAGGUUGUGGAUUCUGUGUUUAGAAAUUACGACCAUGACCACGAUGGCUAUAUCUCUCAGGAGGACUUUGAGAGCAUCGCUGCCAACUUCCCUUUCCUGGAUUCUUUCUGUGUCUUGGACAAAGACCAGGAUGGAUUGAUCAGCAAGGAUGAGAUGAUAGCCUAUUUCCUACGGGCUAACCCGCUGCUUCAGUGUAAGAUGGGCCCCGGUUUCAUACACAGCUUUCAGGAGAUGACGUACCUGAAGCCCACCUUCUGUGAACACUGUGCUGGAUUUCUGUGGGGGAUUAUUAAACAAGGAUACAAAUGCAAAGAUUGUGGGGUCAACUGCCACAAACAGUGUCGGGAGCUACUGGUGUUGGCUUGCCGGAAACUUCCACGCUCUACCUCCCACGGCAGCGUGUCGCCCGGCCCGCUGACCCACAGCUCCCUACCCAGCAGCCCCGCCUUACCCUCCUGCAAAGGUGAAGAUGAUGAUGAGGUGUUUGAGUUCCCUAGUGUGACCCCGGCCGGCCCAGACCUGGAGGGCCAGUCCAUCACGCUGAUGACUGGCUCAGCCCAGCGGAUCUCGGUGCGACUCCAGCGGGCCACCACCAGCCAGGCCACGCAGACGGAGCCGCUGUGGGGCGACCACGGCUGGGCGUCCGGCGACGGCGGCUCGCACACCUUCCCCAAGAUGCGAUACCGGCCGCACCGCAAGGCCUCCAAGGGCUCCAAGGGUUUCGCACGCUGGGAGAAUGACACCACCGCGACGACACCGACGCCAACGACGGCAGGAGGGGGGAUGGCCGCUGGGCAGCCGAGGAGCCGCAGGGACUCCCAGGAGCAGACGGAGGGGUCGGUGGUGGAGGUGGCACAUAAUGGCAUAGCCAUGCACAGACAGAAAACAGAUGUCCCCGGAGUCAUGGAGGCCAGCUGACUUAUCCACCCUGGGGGCCAGUGUCGGAGCCCCCACCGGCCCUCAGCUUCUCGCCCACGGAGGCUCUCAUCGCUGGGGGAUGUCUUGGGGUGUCUGAGACCCCCGUUUGGUGACAAGGAUUAGGGCACUCCUCUCUGCCCUCCCUCCCGCCAGCUCCUGCUGGGGCAAAGGACACACUGGAUGAAAGCCCCAGAGGUCGUUCUUCAAUUGACAGAGGGACAGAUGGACGGAUAGACGGAUAGACGGGUAGCGCGGAUAGAUGGAAAUACAAUAGGUGGAAAAGCUGUCUGUCCAGGUGGAACCGAUUCACAGUCAGCACACACCCUCCACUCGCCUGACCUGUGUGUGUGUGUGUGUAUUGGGAGGCAAAGACAACAGAAAUCUGAAUGCCACAGCAUAGAAAGACUUGGCUAGCCAGACAUUUGACAUGUGUUUGUAAUUGGGCGUGUGAGAGUGUGUGUGCGUUUGGAAGUAUAUUAUGUACACAUAUGAGAAUGUGUACCAUAUGUUGAGUCAUAAAGGGUUACUAUGUAAACUGCUGAGAGGACACAGCUAGUUAAGAAUGGUAGAGCACUAACACUGGUUGAACAGCAAGUAGAGGACACUUUGAAUGUUGAAGACGUGCUGAGUGAUUAUGAGUAAGACGUUAACAGUUGAAGUAAAAUAGGAUGUGCUAGAAGGAUAUUGUGCCAAGGAAUAUACUCCAUAAGGCUCAAGGAAUAUGCGGUGGAAAUAUCAGCAGGUAAAAAGUAUGUUGUUUUAUAGGGUGGAUGGAUGCUGAAAACUGAUUUGUCAGAUUGAGUGUUGUUGAUAAUAAUAUCGUUUUUUUUCUGCCAGUUUUGUCAAGUUCCAGAUCCCAGGAAUAUGGUACUUUCUUUAUUGACAAGAAUUAACAACACAUGAUGAAAAUGUUUUUGUUUUUUUAGUAAAAGAAAAUAUGGUCAUCAUCUAUAUCAUAAAGGGAUUUCAAUUUGAUGAAUGGAAUCAUCACACCAUUUAUUUUACUGUCUGGACUACAAAAUUAAAAAAAGAAACCUCCAGACGAUGACCUAUGACCUAUGACCUAUAUCGUUCUCAGGAAUACCACAUCACAUUGCAUCGAUCGACGAAAAGCAACGCAGGCAUUCUCUCAGGGCUAGAACAGUGGCUCCUGCCUUCGCCAGGUCUCUCACCUGCAAGCCAGGUGUGUGUGUGUGUGGGGGGUGGCAGGUGCAUGUUUGCUUACCGUUGCCAGGCGUCGGAUGGAAUGAGCCAGACAGUGCCUCCAUCACCAUGGCGAUCCAGAGAAGUGCGUAAAGCGGAGAGUAAGCUGCGUCCAUCUGUACAGGGAUCACAGACAGAUACACCCUACCCCCCACCCCCAUCAUCCACCUCUUGCUUCAGGAGGCCAGGAACAGGUGGAGAUGACAUGUACAUGAUAACAGACAGUCGGGGCUGGCCUUCUGUCUUGCACUGUAGGGGAGAUGGAGGUCACUGUAAUAGAACUCAUUGAGUGCUGAGUGUAGACAAAGUGAGACACUUUCUAAGCUACAGUACAUCAGAGAAAAAAAAGGCAAACAUAUGUGAGGUUAAAUCUGCUUUUCAACCACUGGGAUCUGAGUUAUUACAUGUACUACAUCAAAUAGAUGUGUAUAAUAUAUGAGUAUGGGAUUAAUUGAUGGACAUUUUUUGUAAUAUUCAUCUGCCAUGAUCAAGAAAAAAAUAGUUUAUGUGUCCACGCGGUAUUGUUUGGAAUAUCCAACAGAUAUGUUAAUGAAGGUCAUAAGAUUGCAAUAUAUACUUUUGGGAAGCAAAUAUGCUAGUACCAGUGGUACAAACAUAUUUUAGCUGACUUCACAUUCAUAUGUUAUACAAAAAAAUGAAGUUGUUUGAGAAGAACAGGCAGAGUGAGAGUAUAUGAAAAUAGAGGGUGAAACCUGAAGACACUUUACCUGUGGGACUUCAUAGAGCUCUUAGGUAGGUACCCACCUUGGACUAGAGAUCACCCUGAGAUGUAGCAUUAGCGAGCAUGGUUUCACAGGCUAACACACAAAUGUAGAUGUGUUGAAUUCAUCCCAUUUUUACACGCAAGAAGUAGCCUAUGUUUUGGUGUGAUCAUAUUUAUUUACUUUGUGCCUACUUAUCGCCUUGAAAAUAUGUUUCUUUUUUUCUGUCAGUUCAGUUAAAAUACGUUUGUUAAUGAUCAUUCAUCUUAAGUUGCUAACUGUUUGCUUGUUCCAUCUCCAAAAGGAAGUCACAUGUAAGCAGCACCCAGGAUAAGGGAUAGAAACUGAAGCAAAGUGAAUUCUCAGUAGGGGGAUGCUAGACUUCUCCAUGAACAUUCCUGUGUGCAUUAUAUUAUUGCUUUUCACAUGGAUACAAUGUCCCCCAGUAUUUUCAUGAUGUUAAACUGGUCUACUUGAGAAAAAGUGGGUAUAUUCUUAUUUUAUUUAAUUUUAUUUAACAUUAUUGCAGGUCAGAUGUUAUUUUUAUACUCAUAAAUGGUCUUCAGUAGCAUUCUUUAUUUUAUUAUUAUUAUUGCAAGAGUUUGCUAUUUAACCUUGCCAACUAUUCAUUUAAUUAUUACAGUACGUCUAUCAGAGGUAAAGUAAAAUAAACAAUUUCAUCAGUCAUAUGUAGAACAAGGUUGCACAUUUUUCAAGAAAAAUCAGUUUACAGUUUCCAUAAAUCUCUCCUUGUUGAUAAGCUGAGAGAUACCAUACUGAUUACAGUUGGUUAGUAGACAGAAGUGUCUUUUUUAAAAUUAUGGAUAGGGAUUUUUCUUGGACCAAGGACCUAAUACAAUAAAAUCAAAUGCUGUUCUCUGAUGCAGAGAGGAGGGUGAAGAGUAUGUGUGUGUGUGUGUGUGUGUGUGUGUGUGUGAGAGAGAGAGAGAGAGAGAGAGAGAGAGAGAGAGAGAGAGAGAGAGAGAGAGAGAUGCAUCACAAGCCUAGGUUUCAGUCCAAAAUACUGCACAGUAGUUCUACACAGUGAUGUAACCAUUACAUAUUCAGAGGCUUGUUUUGCCCAAGGGCAAACCCAUAAUAUCAAAACAGCAGCAAGGGGCAUCCAGGGUUAAGCAUUUGAACAUUGUUUAGUAAUGUGAUUAUCCACUGUACAUAAUAUCACCUGCAAAACCAUGUCCACAGGGAUUGUGUCUUUUAAAUGAGCAACCAUGCCUUUACAAGUUUGGGUCCUUUGACUGGACUAACGUUAUUUGGGUGUUCAGGUUUUAAAAUGAGAUAUAGUGUAUUUUUGUAGAAAACAGGAAAAACGGCUAUAAACUAUUUAUAUCGGAUAAAAACAACUGAAUAUUUAUAGAAAUUUAGAAAGGGGUGAAAUGAGACAGAAGGAAGUUUGGUGGGUUGGAACAAAGAUUCUUUAAAGCAUCUCUUGUGGGAACUGAGUUUCCCCUUUUGCUUUCAGAUCCCCCUGCUAAUGACAUCAGCAUGACUGUGUAUAUCCUGAGAAGUGUCACAUCUGCUGUACAACCCAUAUAUCGAACAUUUUCUUUGUGCAGCUUUAGGCCGAUUUACUUUUGAGAUGUGUUCCCUACAUGUUGAUUCAUUAGUAACUUAGUUCUGUCUGUCCUGCUCUACACAGAAGGGAUACCACAUAGAUGGUAUGCUUGAUUUUUUCUCUGUACCUCAAACCACUGUUUUUCUUUUAUUAUGACCUGUGCCAUUUCGAAUAAAUCUUCUGCCUCUUAUAA
Alosa alosa (allis shad) is the source of this 6243-nucleotide messenger RNA. It is a transcript of the gene rasgrp3, whose product is annotated as RAS guanyl releasing protein 3 (calcium and DAG-regulated). Gene Ontology annotation, biological process: positive regulation of GTPase activity; Ras protein signal transduction. Gene Ontology annotation, molecular function: guanyl-nucleotide exchange factor activity; calcium ion binding. Bases 351 to 2552 code for a protein of 733 amino acids. The transcript has 17 exons. NCBI's taxonomy places the organism in Eukaryota, Metazoa, Chordata, Actinopteri, Clupeiformes, Clupeidae. The record is from RefSeq and is a predicted model, not a curated record. Gene Ontology annotation, cellular component: plasma membrane.